AUGUGCCUUGCGAUUCGAUAUCCUCUUGAACGAGAACUCGUGGAGCAAUUACACCAAAACAUUACAAAGCAGCAAAUAUCGAAUUUGGCACUCUUACAAGAACAACAACAACAAAUGAGUGAGGGUCAUCGGCAAGGGAUGGCCAGCUUGGAACGCAUCAACCAAGCACAGGAGCACUUGUGGCAGCAGUGGCAAUUGAACAUGAUGGAUAUGCAUGAAAAAGCAAAGCACGAUCUUUCCGACAUUGCCGAUCUCAUUUUAUCCAUGCAACAUGACUUACAGCUGAAACAACAGGAGCAGCUCAUGCAUUUGGAUAUUAUCGAUUCAUCUCUUAAACAGCGCGUGAAUGCUCUUUGGGAUACCACUGAACAUGAACUUGAACAGAUCCUUGGCCAUGUGGAAGCACGGAUGAAAUACAUGCAAUCCGGUAUGGAAUCCACUUUAAUGUUACAGCGUCAAGUCUCAUUUGAAUGGCGUGCUAUCCAAGAUACGCAGAUCGUCGCAGCAAAGCAAUGGCAGACCAUGAUGAAUGAAAUGAACACAACGCUUGCUUCCAUGUUGAAUACAACGAGCCAAAACAUUCUAUAUCUACAAAAUGACAUUCAAUCCGUUCACAGGCAAUUCCAAGGCAUGCUACAGCCGCUUUCUCAUAUCGGGAUUGUGCUGCUUUUGGUGAUCGGGACUAGGUGCUUGGUAGCAUCUCCUUUCCGUUGGACGAUUAUCACUGUAGCAUUGUAUCUUUUAUUUCCCUAUCGACAUGCUCAGGCGAUAAUCCUUCUAUUUUGGCUUCUCAUCUAUGCCAAGAAGAAAUACAGCCACACUCAUCGAUCACCUACCAGGGCGGCUAGACAGCUACGUCUGUAUCACGACAUGAUCCAAUAA
Molecule: messenger RNA, 882 nt
Organism: Lichtheimia ornata
Lineage: Eukaryota; Fungi; Mucoromycota; Mucoromycetes; Mucorales; Lichtheimiaceae
Exons: 8
Coding region: 1-882 (293 amino acids)
Source: RefSeq, a predicted model, not a curated record